GUCAGGAUCAGCCGCGAUGUACCGACCUGAGUAUGGGACAAGCGCGGGAACUGAGGUCAGACUAAGAGGUCCAUAUAACGCCACGCCCCUCCACAACUACCUGGCGGGGGACGGAAAGUCUCACGUGUACAGAGGCCCCGCCUACUACGUCCCGUCAGAGAACCGCUGGAUAAAAUUCCAUGAAUAUCGCUCACUCCCCCGAGAAACAAAGAGGGACGCUAUCCUAAUGGAGUCUGAAGAGCAAUGGGUAGCGUACCAAAGACAGAGGGACAGGGAAACCCAGCCCGGGGGAAUCACUAUGUCUGGUAAACCGGAAGCUUUUACGGGAGUUCCGGUCCCCACACUACUUCCGUGGCGCGAAAAUGCCUGGACCAAGAAGUGGUCGGGUUCUGGGUACUUCCUGCCAGCGGGAAACAAAUGGUUUCACGAUCAAGACUCGCCAGCUAUUCCGCGGGAAUCUCUGAUGUUUUAUAACGAGGAGGACUGGAUUAAAUUUAAAUACAUGACAGAGAACCAAUCACUAUCAACUCAGUGAUCACGUGAUCUCAAUCUUAAUGUACCUAUGGAUACAAGGGGAGAAAGCGAUCUAAGUUACAUGUAAUAAUAUUUUAAGUAACUUAAAAAGGAUUGUUGAUGUUGACAAACUUAAAAAAGAAAUU
Messenger RNA from Saccostrea echinata, 659 nucleotides. RefSeq lists its product as uncharacterized. The transcript is spliced from 2 exons. The coding region runs from base 17 to 535 and encodes 172 amino acids. The record is from RefSeq and is a predicted model, not a curated record. NCBI's taxonomy places the organism in Eukaryota, Metazoa, Mollusca, Bivalvia, Ostreida, Ostreidae.